AAGGAUACCUCAAAACCUAAAGUCGGCCCCGACUCGACUUCUGGCACAACACUUCAGAUGGCCGAACGAGGGUUCUUCGUUAGCUUCUACUGAUUCUUCAAAAGCCACUUCAGUGCCACCAGCACCAAUCCAGUUCGAUAGCUCAAGUCAAGCUGCUGCUCCUCAUCGUAUUACAAGGAGUGCUGUUCGGCAGGCCAGUAAUACAAAAGGUGCAGUUGAUCAUCAAACUCCUGCUACAUCUGGUACUAAGGAAGGCAGUUUUCGUCAACAGAAGUAUGCCGCCCAAAGUAACAAUUGUAUAGCGGCAAAACCAAGUGCGUUACAUGAAGUUACCCCUACUUCAUCGAAGACACCACGAAGGGUUGCAACCCAAAAGAAAAGCAGUACUGGAAAGCGGAAAAAGACGGGCCGCGGGCCGCCGACGUCAACGCCGCGGACUCCUACGAAUCUAGUGUAUAGCACUGAUGGAGAAAAUGUUGCUCGAUCUGAAACGAAUCCAGCUAAACAAGUGUCGCCGUCUUUGAAAACAAGUAGGGUUGCAGUCACUCAUGCAACCCGUGAGGCGUCCGCUCAGAAGAGUGUGAAGAAGGCGAUGAUGGCAAAAUCAAGUAUUUUGCAUAAUGUUACUCCUCCCUCAUCGAAAACAUCUCGCAGAAUAUCUCACAAGGAGAGCACCACUGGAAAGCGCAAAAGGGCAGCGUCAACGCCGGUCACUCCUGAAAAUUUAGCCUCUAGCACACCCAGCACUGAUGGAAGAAGAGCUCGUCGAUCUGAAACGGAAAAUGCUGGAAAGAAGUUUUCAUCACAGAAAACAAGUAAUGCUGGAGUCACUCGCGAGGCGCCAGCUCAAAAGACUGUACAGAAUGUUAUGAUGGCAAAACCGAGUACUUCACAUAAAUUUACUCCUGUCUCAUCGAGAACGCCUCGUAGUGGUGCAUCAUCAAAAGCAGCGGUAUUGGAAACCGGAAAAGGGCCGCUCCUGAAAAUCUAG
This is a messenger RNA of Cooperia oncophora, 991 nucleotides long. The record is from the annotation of a GenBank genome assembly. Lineage: Eukaryota; Metazoa; Nematoda; Chromadorea; Rhabditida; Trichostrongylidae.